AUGAGUCAAACAAUAAGAAGAACAAAAUUUCGAAUUAAGGAUGUAAUUGAUAGCAAUCUCAAUAAUCAAGAGCAAUCCGCUUAGAAAGCUAUAUAGUCUACAUAUAUCAAACAAAACGUAGAUGACUUCAAUUCUCUAAAAUAAACUUUGGAAGAUCGCAAAUUAACAUUUAUAAAAUUUGCAUUUCAAUAGCAGGAACUAAUAGAAGAUCGAAAUUUGGGUCCAGUUCUCACAGGAUUGUCCAGACACCAGAAUAUUGGGUCGAUGUCAGUUAGUGAAUUGAUACCAAAAUCUUAAAUCCACACUUAUCUGCUGUAGGCGUAGUAGGACAGACCGAAGAGAGUGUUGAAACGAUUUGCUCAUUGGGAGUGGGACAAGGAUUAAGGUCGAGAUAAGAAUCCAAUGAGUUAUUAGUUCACAUAGAGAAAUGAAGCUGAGAUAAAAUCAAGAUUAAAAAAAAAGGAUGGGGAAAUUAGUUUGAGGAAGAGGAUCCUGUAGAAAUGGUAGAAACAUUUACCCAGCUUGACAGGACUGAAUGAAUUUGGAAAACAAUUUACAAUGGAUCAUUCUUCAUUGAAAAAGCCUUUUUCAUUAAGUCCUUCUCCGAAGCAAGAGUCAUAUCGUCAAAUUACAAAUUGGUUGCAGGAAUUGGAGGAGUUGAAACUCGACAAUGAGAAAGUGAAGAAAAAAUUGGAAAGGACAUUGCAGAGUUUACAUAGAACAUGA
Messenger RNA from Paramecium tetraurelia, 726 nucleotides. RefSeq lists its product as uncharacterized. The transcript is spliced from 2 exons. The record is from RefSeq and is a predicted model, not a curated record. NCBI's taxonomy places the organism in Eukaryota, Ciliophora, Oligohymenophorea, Peniculida, Parameciidae.